Messenger RNA from Clonostachys rhizophaga, 1053 nucleotides. The record is from the annotation of a GenBank genome assembly. NCBI's taxonomy places the organism in Eukaryota, Fungi, Ascomycota, Sordariomycetes, Hypocreales, Bionectriaceae.
AUGGCGGAAGCGUCUUGCAGCGGAGGGACGCCCUUCAAGCGGUUCGUCGACCAGCAGAACCGCGAUGUCAGCCAUCACCAGGACCGCCUCUUUCAUAAUGCAUUCUCUCCAGCACAAAAUUCAUUUAGAUCAUCGCCAGCCAAUCAAUCAGCACAGGCCCAGAAUGACUUCGGCGCAUUCAUGAAUGGCAGCUCAUCACAAUUCGGGGGCGCGGCCCUCCAACAUCCUCACCAUGCUACUGGAAUAUUACCAGGGCACCCACAAGCUUUCGAGUCCAGGUGGCAUCCUUCAGCUCCGUUGUCACAGGUCGAGAUGGCGCAGCAGCCGAGGUCAGCAGACAUGAGCAACUGGGCGGCCGACUUUACUCGUUUCUCCGGCCAGCAGCAGGCCCCAGCUCACCCCAUGGCGGUUAACGGUGCAGCGCAACCUUUGGCGCAUAUGCAGUCACAUCACCAGGCCCCGGCAUUAAGUUUCCAAUCAGCCUUUCAGUUUCCGAACGCUGGGUUCUCGCCGCUCUACGGCCCAACCAAUGGAGGAAUGAUGGAUCCCAACGCGGCGGCUGCACAGCGGCCCGCUGCCGAGGCCGACUUCGACCAAGAAAUGACUCGCUGGAUGGAAGCGAAUGGCCCAGCGUCGAAUGCUAAAGCCAUGGAAGAUGUUGAUGCCAUCAUGGAGCAAAUGGCCCGCGAGCUGGACAUGAACGACGGGGCUUUCAAGGAUGGGGAAGCCGCCGCGCCGCUUCAUCAAGACCCUCGUUUCACUGACCUCGAGACACCAGAGAUCCGGAAUCUCACCCCGGAUACUCUAUCCCAAACGAUAAACAACGAGCCACAAGUCGAGCAAGUUAAGCCGCGAUCCGAGAUAUCAGAAGCAGCAGAGAAGCUGCUAGAUACCGUGCAAAAUGAACAGGGAGAAAAGUGGAAGAACUCUGUAUUUCUAUCUCUGAUGCGGGACUUCAGAGAUGGAAAGAAAGACAUCGUCGAUAACGAAGUUCAAGUUAUGCCCUACCCGAGCGCAGAGGAGACGGAGGGUGGCCUUUGUCACCCUCACUAG